AUGUUUCUAACAGGUUAUCAGCAUGUCGCGUUCCCCGACCUUUCUGAUAGUCGCGUUCAUCAUAACUCUACCACCUACGUCAAGUCAGCAUCUCUCGACUUGGUGGCUUUCCAACAGUGCGGUAUAGAUACACCAGGAUCCGCUGCCCUAUUGCUUGCCUCGUUUUGUAACAUAUUGGGCUUGUACUGCGCAUCCUCAGACAUCUUGGUCGGCAUUCUAUCAGCAGGCGCAACUCUCCCCUCUCGGUUUCGUUGGAAUGCCGAAACAGUUUGGGGCGAUCUAGUGGACGAAGCUCGUCGUUCACUCCACGAAACUGCAUCCCCAAAUUUCACCGAGUCUGAGUUGAAGAGUGAGCUCGGCUUGAAAGAGGACCAAUCACCAUUUACUGCCCUCUUCGUCCUUGCUGAUUCUGGACCAGAGAACGUAUACAUCCCAGAUGACCUUAGAUCUCCUUUGCUUUUGUUUGAUCCUUCGGCAGCUUUGCUGUCUGUCCGAACUUCAUCGCGCCUUGUACACCCUGCCGUGGCCGAUCAGUUACUUGCUCAGAUAGCGGUACUGUCGGUGCACGCAGCUCAAAACCUCAUUUCAAAGAUCUCAUCACCUCCUUACCCAGCUGACUUUGCAUCUACCUUCCAGUGCCUUUCCUCUGAGGCUCGUGCGUCCGUUUAUGGUCAUAUCCGUCCUGUCACCAUUGCCACAGACUUUAUCCUCCCCUACGUCCAAGCCGAUCCUAAUGCCCUAGCAGUGUGUUGGUACCCUACUUUGCCAGCGGGUCCUAGAGACAAUCUCGUUCCAGAAACACUGUCUUAUGGCGAUCUUCAUGUCCAGGCCAACAAACUAGGUCGAUACCUCAUAUCUCAGCAGUUGAAGCCUGAGGACAGGGUUGCUGUGUGCAUGGAUCGUAACCCACUGUUUCACAUAGUCCUGUUUGGAAUUCUGCGUGCCGGGGGUUGUUAUGUUCCAAUCGAUCCCGAGCUUCCAGACGAAAGGAAGUCAUAUAUAGCAAAGGACUCGGGCGCUAGAUUUGUCAUUUUGGAGUCUCAUAGGCACUCUCCUGAAAUAUUCGGGGACAUUGUCCUCGAUCUUGAUGACGAUCAUAUCUCGCAAGAUAUACAGGCAAUGACUACAGCCGAUCUGGCCGUUGCACUUCCAAACAAUCUGUCGUAUCUGCUCUAUACAUCUGGUACCACCGGUAACCCAAAAGGCUGCCUUCUCACCCAUGAAGGUCUCGUUGAAGCGAUACUAGCGCUAAGCUCCUUCUCAGCUGCUGUCCAAAUGGAUAAUAUCCGAGAUGGAAGAUAUCUUGGCAUUGCCUCUGUUGCGUUUGACGUACAUCUCUCGGAAACCCUUGUGUGCCUCUCUCUGGGUAUGGUCAUGAUUUCUGCGCCACGCGGACUACUGCUGGAGAAUCUUCCUCAUUAUAUCAGUCGUUUUGGCGUGACGCACGUUGGACUCGUGCCAAGCUUGAUUGACGCGACUAUGGGCACCAUUCAAGAAGAUGAAGCGAUGGGUGGCAUGAAACUGCGAUUCAUCGGCAGUGGUGGAGAGAAAAUCAGCGACACAAUUCUAGACAAGUGGGCGGAUCAUCCCAAAGUCCGACUUGCAAACUUCUACGGCCCCACCGAGGUGACCAUAGGAUGUUGUGCUCGUUUUAUGGAUGGCAACACACCCAAAAACAACGUUGGACAAGCCUUCAGUAAUGUUGCGGCUUACGUCGUUGAUCAGAAUCUCGAUAUAUUGCCGCGGGGGGGCGUCGGAGAGCUCGUCGUUGGUGGCCCCCUUGUUGGGCGCGGCUACUAUGGACGUCCGGAUCUAACGGAUAAAGUAUUUAUUGAGUGGCCACAGAAAGGUGCUUGGGCGUAUCGCACGGGGGAUCUAGCGCGUAUGAUGCCCGAUGGAUCAUUGGAAAUAAUCGGCAGAAUCGAUACUCAGAUCAAGCUACGCGGAGUGCGCAUCGAGUCGGAAGGAAUAUCCGCUGUGCUUCAGCGAGCUGCUCGGUCCUGCCUGCAGCUGAACCUUGAUGUUGGGACCAUUCUUGGGACCCAUCCAGAGAUUGGAGGCGGCAGCUCACCGCAGCUGGUUUCUUUCAUUUCUUGGGAUACGGGAAUAUCAAUCACUACGAGACGGGGCGGUUCUAGACCUGGACUGGUGGAAGCCGGAAGUGACCUCUUGCGCGUUUUGCGUGAUGCAUGCGAAAAGGAACUCGCAAGUUACAUGCGCCCUGCCCAUAUAAUAGCCCUCAAUUGGCUUCCGCUUAAUGCCAACGGCAAAGCGGAUACCAAAGUCUUGACCUCCAUCUUUUCAAGACUGGAUUUUAACGAGUUGAUCGGACUCCAAGACCCUACUGGCCACGUUGACAACCCAGACAGUGAUAGCCCUGCUUCUGACCUCGAAGAACGGAUACUAGAGCUCUUGAGAGAAAGCUUUGCGAUUACGACUUCCGGUGGACCUAUUGGUGUGCAUACUAGCUUGUUCGCGCUUGGAAUGGACUCCUUGUCACUUGCGCGGCUUGCAUCCACACUCAGGAGGACCUUUAAUAUCGAUAUAACUGUCGCAGAAAUAAUGAAGUCUCCUACUGUCCGGGGUCUGUCUACUCGACUGGAAGGUCUCGUCGUUUCGCGACCAGGAGCAGAUGCACCGGAUAUCGACAACUUCUCGUCACUAUGGAUGCCAGAAAUUCAGAAGAAAAUGCCGCGUCUCCACAUAGAGCGUGUUCUUCCCUCUUACCCUAUCCAAGAGGGUCUUCUGUAUCGUUCGGAGAGUUCGCCAACGAUGUGUGUGCAGCAUGUCGUGAUGCGAGUUCGAGAUGAUGUCUCUAUACCGCAAUUGCGUAGCGCCUGGGAGAAAGCAGUGGCAGAUAUCGAUAUUCUAAGGACUAUAUUUUUCUUCGGUAAGACCUUGGUCCAGGUGAUUUUGUCGCGGGAAACCUGUCACCUUCAUUGGGAGGAGUCUUCCGUUGCGGCGAGCGACAAUGAAACCUUCUCCAACUAUUUCUUUGAUGAAGAAGCCGCGAGAGUUACUGUGGAGAUCAACGCCCUCAUUACUUCUGUACCGCCCGUUCGUCUUCGGCUCUACCGCCAAUCCUGCGACACUUAUGUCGUACUAUCCAUUCAUCACGCUUUGUUCGACGCUAUUUCUCUACCUCGCAUACUGAAGUACGUCGAGGAUGCAUAUCUUGACAAGCCGCUUCAGAAUUUAAUCCCUCCCGAUCAAAUUUUGGAACACGUAACGUUCCGGGAUUUGACGCCUGCUCGAGAGUAUUGGACGUCGACUCUUCAUAAUUUUAACUGGUCUUACCGCAAUAUGAUGGAUGUGCCCCAAUCAGCUUCUCCUAGACGGAUUUCCAUAAUCCUCGAUACGCCGUUUUCAUACUUCCAACAAAUGCUUGCCCAUUGCCAAGUGACAUUGCAGGCCGCGUUGACUUGCACCUUUGCUUCGGUUCUCGCAAACCAUUUGUGCCAGUCGGACGACUUAAUCUUUGGGAUCAUUAGAUCAGGGAGGUUAGCACCUGUCGAGGGUAUGGGCGACGCCCUCAUCCCUCUGCUAUCCCUUGUCCCUAUGCGCGUCAACCUCAACAACCCUGAUUGUCUUCGUAAAGUCCAGGAUGACAUCAUUGCCGCGAUUCCAUUCGAAAAUGUUCCUCUUGGGCAGGUACAGAAAUGGGUUAGACCGGGUGCUGGUUUAUUCGACAUUCUUUUCUCGGUCAGGCCCGAAGACCAACCUGCGUACGAGCUCUUUGAUGUCGUGCGGAGUGAAUUGCCUCAGCCUGACUUCUUCCUGUCUGUGGAAGUUGUAGUGGACGUCUCAACAGAUCAGCUCGUUCUUCAAGCAGCCUUUUAUGAUGACGGAUCCCAGUUUGCCAAUAUUCAAUCGAUGCUUCUUCAAUUUGAGUCUGAGGCUCGCAGUGUCGUGAUCUCCGGAAUGCCCCAUGUCACUGUUCUACAGAAGUCCCCAGUCAAUCGAAUGGAAUCCAUGCCACCGGUUGUUACCGCUAAUGGCACACAUAAUUCUAAUGGGGAAAGGGGCAUCAGUGUCGCGCUGCACUCUGUGAGGAAGAUCAUAGCUGAGUUUUUGGGCGUUGAUCCCCAACGGCUAUGGUCGAGAACAUCAUUUAUUGCUCUGGGUCUCGAUUCCAUCAGGUCGGUGGGGCUUUCGCGAGCACUUAAGGAAGAAGGAUACCACGUAACUGCAGCAGAACUUAUGAAGUUCGCAUGUCUGGCUGAACUAGAGUCCUUACCGACGCUAUUGCAAGAUCCUGGUCGUGCGCAGUUGGAGUUGGAAGCCCAGGAUCUAUUUCAAGAAAAAUGUCGUACACUGGAGUCCCAUUUUGACGUCGCCACCUGUCGGUUUUCUGAUCGCGAUGAAGUCAAGAUACUUCCAACGACUGCUUUGCAGGCAGGGAUGUUAUCACAGACGGUCAUCUCUUCAGGUUUGCUCUAUAAUCACGUAUUCAUGUUCAAGCUGGCAUCUUCCGUGGAUCACGCCCGUCUUCGUCAAGCUUGUCAAUCUAUUGUCACGAGCUGUGACAUCUUUAGGACAACAUUCCAUUACAUCGUCGACCUGGGGAAAUGGGCACAAGUUUCGCAUUCUGAUGCGCCCAUGGUUUGGAUCGAUGUCACUCUGCGUGCUGGAGAAUCUCUAGAUGCGAUGAUCAAAACUGUCACCGCAUCAACGAGCGUAUCAGAACAGGGAACGUUAAAGCCUUCGUUGGCAUUUUGUUUAGUCGAACAGCAGGAAGACGUCGGGACCAAGAACUAUUUCUUUGGAAUUGCCAUGCAUCAUGCUAUAUAUGAUGGUGUUUCCGUCGGAGCGCUCCUCGAAGAGCUAGAGCGGGCGUAUCGAACCCAGUCUUCUACCACACUACCUCAGUUCUAUGACGCGCUUCCUUUGAUACUGCGGGAAGAACAUCAAAGCAUUCCCUUUUGGGUCCAAUAUCUGCAAGACUUUCGUCCUGUUCCAUUACCUCGCGCGGAGUCUACACAGCCUUCGUCUGCUAUCUGUUCUCGUCGAUUGAGGCUAGACCACCAUAUUCUGAAGACGGCUGCCAGUGAUGCGGGUGUCACGCUUCAGUGUUUGGGGCAGGCAGCUUGGUCAAAGUUCGUCUCGUCGAAGGUAUCUUCCUGUGACAUAAUGUUCGGGCAUGUUGUCUCCGGACGCUCUUUCCCAGGCUACGAAGACGUUGUCGGACCCAUGUUGAACACUAUACCAUGUCGUGUUCGUAUUGGCGAAACCACGACAAACAGGGACUUGUUGCGUUCUAUCCAUGCAAAUAACUUGGCCGCAUUAGAGUGGCAACAUGCCUCGCUUCGUGACAUACAGUCCGAGACGGGGCUCUUUGAUCUAUGGGACAGCAUAUUUGUCUUUCAACCUCUACAGUCCAAAUACUCAAGUCCUUUAUGGAGUUUGCUCAAUCCAGACGAGUUUCAAGCCAACGUUCAGUAUCCAUUGAACUGCGAGUUUCACGAAAUGGAUGAUGGAUUUUCUGUGACGUUGGCUUGCCUGUCAAAUAUCAUGGAUAUGGAGUCUUUGGAUCAUGAAAUAUCGCGACUCGAAGCCUUUCUCGUCACUAUUAUAUCCCAACCGAAUGCCAAGGCUGUCGCAGAUCUUCCCUUUGACAGCUGGAAACUUCCCCUCCAUAACGAUGUGCUGACCGCCAGCAUUGCACCCCACAAAGGAAUAGAUCAUUUACCUCCUGCGUUGGUCAAUGUCCUGACUUCUGUCGCCAAAUGUUCUGUCGAUAAGCUAGACCCGGACAGACCAAUUGCGGCUAUUGGGAUUGACUCGAUCACAGCGAUUCAGCUCAGCGCAAAAUGUAGGGAGGCAGGAAUCCCAUUGAGCAUUGCGGAUAUCGUCGCUUGCCGUACAAUCGGUGAUUUGGCUACAAGGGUAGUCGAAGUGGAAAGACAGCCAAGGACCGAUCCACCGCGUCUGGAUUAUUUAGUCCCUGAAAUCAAUUUUCAAACUUUCGCCGACAGAUUCCCAUCUGACCUGCGCGGAGACCUUGCGUUCACUCGGGCAACCUCUGGCAUGAAAUGGCUCAUCUCCGCUUGGCAAAAAAGUCAUUAUGCGCGAUUUCAGCAUGUAUUCGCCUAUAAAAUGACCCAGAAAAUCGACCCUGAACGACUCCGUAGCUCAUGGACGGAGUUCAUUUCUCGACAUCCCAUUCUCAGGUCGACAUUCGUCUCCGCAAAGUCUCAUUCGGACGUCCAAAUAGCGACUUUCAUUACCGACAAGAUGGGAAGCUCAUUUACCAUUGAGCCAUUCGAUGAUUCGCCUGACAACGCGGAUAGCCUGAAGGCGCGGAUGAAUACGAUCGUUUCUCGCCCACCUCCAACCGAUGGACCUCAGACCUACGCACUCCUUUUGAAUGGCUUGCACAGCCAAUAUUUACUGAUUAGAAUGCAUCAUUUCCAAUACGAUGCCUGGAGUCUUGCCCUUUUGAUCGAGGAUCUCUCUCAUAUCUACCUUGAACAACCCUCGUCGGUCACAUCAGAUUAUGGAACGUUCAUGUCAACAUUUGCACCAACGCAAGAAAAUCUCCAGAAGCAGGAAGAAUAUUGGCGGUCCAUCUUUUCACCCUCUUUCCGGCCAGAAUACUUUCCUCAGCUCAGACCAGUCAAGGACGAGAUUAUCUCUCGGACUGUUGUCAUCGCAAAGGAUGCGGUACACGGGGCAUCUACUCUUGAACAGCGCGCUCAGGCACAUGGCGUGUCGCUACAGAGCGUUUUGCUGGCAUGCUGGGCAUACAUCCAGUCUUCCUAUAUGUCGCCUGAGCAAGUGACAUUUGGAUUAUGGCACGCAGGUCGAACAGGACCUGUCGAAGAUAUUGACAGAUUAGCGUUCCCAUGCAUGAACGUGCUGCCAAUGCACGCUCGUCUUGGAAGCAACAGCAUCAUAGAUGUUGCUCGUAGCAUUCAAGAUGACCUACGGUUGCGCACUCCUGUCGUCCAGCAGACUGAUCUUCAGAUGAUAGACCAGUGGAUAGGAGGCACGGGUGCACCAUUGUGCAAUGUGUUUGUCAAUUUGAUUAGGUUACAGCUUCCGUCAGACGACGGAAAGGCGGGACUGUUUGAACCGGUAGAUAUCCCUUACAUGAUACCGGAAGACGUCCCAGAACCAAAUCCACAAACUGUCGACUGGAUCCCUAUGUCGAAUCUUAUACAGGACGAUGUUAUGGUUGAAAUUAUUGUACACCCUUUGGAGGAUACAAUAACGAUGUCGAUCGAAAGUGCCCCAGCUAUCAUGGACACACAACUCGCUAAGGAAGCUAUUGACUGUUGGUCAGAAAUAGUUGGAGGUCAUUGGGAAAGUAGAGUGUUCUCGUCAACAUGA
This is a messenger RNA of Suillus bovinus, 7332 nucleotides long. RefSeq lists its product as uncharacterized. Bases 1 to 7332 code for a protein of 2443 amino acids. The record is from RefSeq and is a predicted model, not a curated record. Gene Ontology annotation, biological process: secondary metabolite biosynthetic process; amino acid activation for nonribosomal peptide biosynthetic process. Lineage: Eukaryota; Fungi; Basidiomycota; Agaricomycetes; Boletales; Suillaceae. Gene Ontology annotation, molecular function: catalytic activity; phosphopantetheine binding. The transcript has 14 exons. Gene Ontology annotation, cellular component: cytoplasm.